CCCAGAUAUUUUCAGCCGAAUAACGACUAACGAUUCGUUUUUUGAUUUUCAAAGAUAUGCGAUUCAAUCUGCGUUUGAAAUAUACAUUUCCUGUACUCAAUGCGCACAAAUUUCAGACCAGAAAAUUUGCAACAUCAAUAGUUGCUAGGAACGCUACCGAUGCUGAGUCUUCACGGAUCAGAUCUCUCUUUCUAAAGGGCUCGACAGGACAAAUAGCAUUUGCUCAAAGUGUUGAACAGAUUCCAGAUUACAACGAAACUCCUCAAGUUGCAUUAAUAGGGAGAACGAAUGUGGGCAAAACAUCACUUAUUGGAUCACUAUUAUUAGGUGCUCCUUCAAAACAAAAAGGACUAAAACCUUCCAAGAGACCCGGAAGUACGAAAGCUCUUGUCUUCCACUCAUUCAAGAGAAAAGCCUCAAUCAGCAAGGAGAUGAUAUUGGUCGAUCUACCUGGAUAUGGCUACGGGUCUCACAUUGAUCAAGGAAAGAUGAUCGAGAAAUAUCUUAGCUCAUCAACGAAUUUGCGGGCGGUCUUCAUAUUGAUUGAUAUGAAAGUCAUGAUCAAAUCAGCCGACCUGAUGGUGAUGGAUCUGCUAAACCGUUUUCGAGUUCCAUGGUAUAUAGUGGGUACUAAGUGGGAUAAGGUCAAAGGCUCACAUAUCCCAGGUCGUGAACUUGAAGCCCGAACUAAGCUUUUGAGCCUUCUGAAAGAUGAUACUCGGCUGUACUCCGAUGAGAUUUUGGUCACUUCAUCACAGGUCCCAAAGAGCGUCGACAAUCUACGUCUUUCUAUUUUCAAGAAAUGUGGAUUAUCGAUAUGACAUAUGUUCAUAGCCUUGUACAAUAACUACAGAUGCUACGCAACAAAACAAAAAUGUCUACAUACAUGACCCAAUAAUCUCAAUGAAUCCAUGCCCACGCUUAAAUUCCAGACUAGUAAUUAAUUAAUCAUACACUAUACGCCCCAUCAAUCCUUCUACUUAACCGUCAAGGGGCUUCUUGGCCACGAAAAGCAUCAUGGGCGUGAAGAGUUCCAACUGGGAAUUUACGUUAG
Molecule: messenger RNA, 1054 nt
Organism: Myxozyma melibiosi
Lineage: Eukaryota; Fungi; Ascomycota; Lipomycetes; Lipomycetales; Lipomycetaceae
Product: P-loop containing nucleoside triphosphate hydrolase protein
Exons: 3
Coding region: 57-821 (254 amino acids)
Cellular component (GO): mitochondrion
Molecular function (GO): GTP binding
Source: RefSeq, a predicted model, not a curated record